UUUCUCUUGGCCGGACAGAACCACCUCCGCAUUCCGCGAUACAUAACUAUCAUGAAGAACUACUCACUCACUUUGGAAUUCACACUCCCUCUACUCCGUACCUAGGAGGAGUAAUGCUAUAUCAACCCUGAUAAGAUCGAUUCUCCCCACCCCCGUUCUGUCCUUCCCUCCGCCAACCUGCACCAUGCCCGUCUUCUCCCUCAUCAUUAUCAACAAAGCCGGCGGACUGGUCUACCAGCGCGAAUUCCAGCCGGGUCUCCGAAAACUCUCCACAAACGAUUACCUCGUUCUCGCGGGGACGUUUCACGGAGUCCACGCCAUCACCCGCUCAAUCACACCGAAACUCCCCCUCUCCAUACCUCCCUCCGCGUCCACAGCAACCACCUCCACAAGCACAAGCACAAGCACACCUGUCCCCGCUUCAUCCUCGCUCGCUUCGCCCUCCGGCACUGGCACUGGCACUGGCACUGGCACUGGCACCGGCACCGCAACGCCAACCCCGGCCUCGUCUGCCUACACAUACCCGAACCCAGGCAUCCCCGCGACAGGCCUGGAUACACUAGAAACAGACAAGUUCCGCCUCACCUGCUUCCAGACCAUGACGGGGACAAAGUUCCUUCUCUUCACGGAUCCGACGAUGGCGAAUAUCGACGGCGUCAUGAAGCAGAUCUACGAGAUUUAUGCGGACUAUGUGAUGAAGAAUCCGUUCUACCAGUUGGAGAUGCCUGUGCGGUGUGAGGCUUUCGAUAGGCAUUUGGGAGGUUGGUUGAGGGGGAGGGCUUGAUUUGUUUUUUCUUUCUUACCCUGGGGAUAAUGGCUGACGAAUUUGUAUUUUUUUUUUUUUUUUUUUUUUUUCUUUUUUUCCUUAUUAUUAUUUAGGAUUUUUAUAUGUAAUUAAUGAGCUUGGUGCUUUCGUAGACACUCGCUCCAAAA
This is a messenger RNA of Aspergillus ochraceoroseus IBT 24754, 933 nucleotides long. RefSeq names its product trafficking protein particle complex subunit 4. Gene Ontology annotation, cellular component: TRAPP complex. The record is from RefSeq and is a predicted model, not a curated record. The transcript has 3 exons. Lineage: Eukaryota; Fungi; Ascomycota; Eurotiomycetes; Eurotiales; Aspergillaceae. Gene Ontology annotation, biological process: endoplasmic reticulum to Golgi vesicle-mediated transport. Bases 185 to 784 code for a protein of 199 amino acids.